This is a messenger RNA of Nycticebus coucang (slow loris), 2673 nucleotides long. RefSeq names its product tetratricopeptide repeat domain 24 (gene TTC24). Lineage: Eukaryota; Metazoa; Chordata; Mammalia; Primates; Lorisidae. The record is from RefSeq and is a predicted model, not a curated record. Gene Ontology annotation, molecular function: protein binding.
AUGUCUUCUUGCAACCCUGAGGAUGUCCCCCAGGAGCCUGAGCCCUCAAUCUUCAAGAAGAAAAAGAAGAAAAGAAGGUGGCUGCAGCAAGAGGCCAGCAUUGAAGCCCUCACCAGGGCUGGCCAUGGGGCCCUACAGGCUGGCCAGAACCAUGAGGCCUUGACCAGCUUCCAGAGGGCCUUCCUUUUGGCCUCUGAGACCCCACAGACCAGGAACACCCCUGUGCUCCGGGCCUGUGCCUUCAACCUGGGGGCUGCUUAUGUGGAGACUGGGGACCCAGCCAGAGGCCUUGAGCUGCUCUUGCGAGCCCAGCCUGAAGGGAAGGCACAGGGCAGGCAUCAUGGUGACCAGUGUUUCAAUGUAGCUUUGGCCUACCAUGCCCUCGGUGACCUGCCUCAAGCUUUGGCCUGGUACCACAAGGCCCUGGGCCACUACCAGCCACAGGGGGACCAAGGGGAAGCCCAGGCAAAAAUGGGAGCCUGCUACCAGGCUCUGGGACAGCCUGAGCUAGCAGCCCACUGCCUGCAGGAAGCAAGCCAGGCCUAUGCCCAAGCAAGGCAGCCCCAGGCUGCAGCCCUGGCACUGGGGGCUGCAGCAGGGUGUAUGCUAAAGAGUGGGCGGCACCGGGCAAGUGAAGUUGUGCAAGUGCUGGAGGAGAGCCGGAGGCUCGCUGGAAGGAGCGCUGAGCAGGGACUGUUGGGGCACCUCUAUAAUGACCUAGGCCUGGGCUACUCCCAGCUCCAGCUGUUCCCACUGGCCGUGGAGGCCUUCCUGCAGGCGCUGCCCCUGUGCCAGGGACCUGGAGAGCAGGCCACAGUGCUGAGAAACCUUGGAAUGGCCCACAACGCCCUCGGCAACUAUCAGGAAGCUCGGGAGUUUCACCAGAGGGCUGCUAACCUACAUGGCUCGGUGGGGCAGCGAUGGGAGCAGGGCCGGAGCUUUGGCAGCCUGGCAUUUGCAUUGAGCCAGCUGGAGGACCACACAGCUGCCAGGGACAACUACCUGCAUGCCCUGCAAGCUGCCCGGGACACUGGGGACAUGAAGGGGCAGUGGCAGGCCUGUGAGGGGCUGGGGGCUGCUGCCGCCAGACUGGGGCAGUAUGACCAGGCCUUGAAGUACUAUAAGGAAGCGCUGGCCCAGUGUCAGAAGGAGCCAGAUUCUGUGCGAGAACGGCUGGUGGCCAAGCUGGCAGAUGCCAUGAGGACCCACUUGGGCCAGGCCGUGGCUCCAGAAAGGUCCCAGACUCCGGGCAGAGUCUGCCGCGUGGCGGAGACGCCAACCUGGGCGCAACCAGGCACAGCAGAAGCCCUACUCGGGUCUACUAGGGGGUGGGAAAUCGGAGACCUGGAGGCGAACCGCGAGGAUAAAAGAAAGGAGAGGUCAACGAAUGUUCUCAUGACUUCUAGACCUGGGAGACUGCAGUUGUGUUUUCUUGCAGGCACCAUGAAUCGCCACCAUCUAGCUUCUAGUUGGCCAAUGUUUACUAAGCACCUGCCCUGUAAAGGGACAGUACUGUAUACACACACUGUGUGCAGUCCAGGACCCACAGCCCAUCUUCCAUUUGGAGGUCCAGGCCCUCCCAGCAGGGAGUACCCUGGCAUCCUGCUAUCUGAUGGCUCCCAAGCCAACAGCAAUCUGAACAACCCUCACCCAGCUCUGGAGGCCAGUGGUAUCCCCUACCUCCUGCAUGGCCUGACCACAGGCCUCAGAGAAAAGGACAGUCCUGCAAAAUGGGGGAACAUGAAACUUAAGCCUCCUGCCUCCUGCUCUGGAGGCCACCAGCAGAGGUUGCCCAGAGGGCACAGGGAGACCCUCAGCAGGAGCUUGCAGCGGAGACCCACAGAAUCUGGCUUCUGCACAGUCAUGUGACCUCCCCACUACUGGCUACAGCCUUCACCUCUGCAGAAGCUGCCCACCUGCACACUAGGAGUUUCAGGGGACUUAGCCUCUUCCCAGUUGCUCAACCCCGAUGGACACGGAGCAUAACACAGCCAGCCAGUGAUCCUGAGGAGACUAGCCAGGGCUUUGUAGUCUCUGCUCUGAGAGGUUCUGUUUGCUCCUCUUGGGGAUUUUGGACUUAACCGAUUUAAAAAACAAUGGUGAAUUUUACCUUUUUCCCUAGAGCCAAACCUUAUGAUUGCUAAGGCCCUUAUAAUUCUAAAAAUUAUGACUUCUUGGUCAAGUGGCUUUGGAGUCACCAACUCUCUAGUCCUGAAUUCUCUCAUAUGGGAAGUAGGGAUGUAACUUUACAGAAGUUACAUGAUACUAGAUGCACCUACUUCCUCCAUGAAGUAGAGGGGAUGCUGGGCAUAGGUGCAGGCCCACAACCUGUCAGACAACUGCUGCCCCAGCCCAGCAACAACAGUAAUGUUGGGUUUACUGAGCAUUUAGUGCCUGCCCUACACCACUCUUAGUGAUUCGCAAGUGUUUUCUCCUUUAAUCCUCACAGAUUUAUGAGAUGCUGUUUUUAUCCCCUUUCACAGAUGAGGUUAAAUAGAGCAUAAAGCUAGCCGGGCGUUGUGGCGGGCGCCUGUAGUCCCAGCUACUCAGGAGGCUGAGGCAAGAGAAUCGCUUAAGCCCAGGAGUUGGAGGUUGCUGUGAGCUGUGUGAGGCCACGGCACUCUACCGAGGGCCAUAAAGUGAGACUCUGUCUCUACAAAAAAAAAAAAAAAA